Triticum urartu is the source of this 1823-nucleotide messenger RNA. RefSeq names its product pentatricopeptide repeat-containing protein At5g56310. Gene Ontology annotation, biological process: RNA modification. The record is from RefSeq and is a predicted model, not a curated record. NCBI's taxonomy places the organism in Eukaryota, Viridiplantae, Streptophyta, Magnoliopsida, Poales, Poaceae. Gene Ontology annotation, molecular function: protein binding; RNA binding.
GUGUGCAUAUACGCUUUCCCCUCAACAUUACGUAAAAAAGGAUAUGCCUUCCGGACUCUCGUUUACAUGGCCCCGCCGUCGUCUUCUCCUCCCCUUCCGGCAUGGGCGGCGGCGAACGCCCUCUUCCGACGCCACCGCCGCCUUCUCCCGCUCCUCCUUCCCCCGGUGUCCCUCUGCGCCCUCCUACCCGUCCUCUCCCACUGCCUCGUUUCCGGCCUCGCCGGCAACCCCUUCGUCGCCUCCCGCUUCAUCCUCGCCUCCUCGCGCCUCUCCCUCACAUUCUCCCUCCUCCUCCUCUCCCACCUUCCAGCCUCUUCCCUCUCGCCCUUCUCCUUCAACUCGCUCAUACGCGCGUCGCCUCCAGGCCUCACCCUCCGCCUGUUCGAACAAAUGCGCCGCCGGGGCGUUCCCACGGAUAACUACACCCUCCCCUUCUUGAUCCAUGCCUGUUCCGGCAGUGACAUGGCACUGGGACAGUCCCUGCACGGGAAGAGCGUCCGUCUUGGUUACAGCUCCCACAUCUUCACGCAGACGGCGCUGAUGAACAUGUACUUUGGGUGUGGCUUGACUGUUUCCGCCGGCAGGGUGUUCGAUGAAAUGCAGGCGAGGGAUGUGGUUGCAUGGACCGGCAUGGUCUCUGGUUAUGUGGACUCUGGAAUGCACCUUCGAGCUGCUGAGGUCUUUAAGGAGAUGAGAGGCGGUGAGGAGGUUACAAGGCCUAAUGUAGCAACGUUGGUGUCGGUUGCUUCUGCGUAUGCCAGUCUUGGCUCCCUGGAGUAUGCUAAGGGGCUGCACGGCUAUGUGGAGAAGGUGGGGUUGCGAGGCGAUUUGAUUCUGACGAAUGCACUGAUGGAUAUGUAUGGAAAGUGUGGUAGCAUAGAGUCAGCUCGUGCUCUGUUUGAUUUCAUGCAUGAGAAGGACCUACUUUCAUGGACAACGAUGAUUUCAGGGUUGGCUUCUCAUGGACAUGGCAAAGAAGCGGUUGCUUUGUUUUUAAGCAUGCGCGAGGUGGGAGUACUGCCGGACUCAACCACCUUCAUCGUGGUUCUGUCUGCUUGUAGCCAUGCUGGACUGGUGGAUGAGGGGAUAUCAAUCUUCAAUUCCAUGGCGAGUGAGUACAAGGUCAUCCCAGAUAUUAAGCACUAUGGUUGCAUGGUGGAUCUUUUCAGCAGGGCAGGACUUCUUUCACGUGCUUAUGAGCUUAUUGAUAGCAUGCCUUUUGAGCCAAACUUGGCAAUUCUUGGAGCAUUGCUGAGUGCAUGCAGUGUCAAUAAUGAACUGGAGAUUGGGGAACUAGUUCUCCAGAAGAUUGAUUCUGUUUGCUCCUAUAAAGGAGGUGCUGGUGUGCUUCUGUCCAACAUCUACGCUAACCAGAACUUAUGGCAUGAAGUUGAUUCCAUUAGAAGGAAGAUAAGAAAUGGUACCAUACCCAGAAAGCCACCUGGUCAGAGUUCGGUGGCAUCAGAAGUUCCUUUCAUGAGUUUGUGAUUUGGAGCUUUUAGAGAGAAAUCCACUUUGUUGUCACUGUUAACCUUGACUGGCAAAAUGGCUGAUUUUCAUGCGAACUGGAGAUGAGGUCUCUCGGCAGCAUAUUUCGCAGAUUAGCUUUCCAUAGCGCGCACAGAAACACUAAACUUCAUACGCAAACUUCUUCCCCUCACCAACUCCCCCUUAUCAUUUAGGAGAUAAGACAAAGUAUACCAUCUUAUUCACCGUUUCCAUCCGAACAAAUACACACCAUGCACUCAUACACCCAGGCGUGAUGCCUUCUUGCAGCAUUUUCACGGAGAAAGCCUGAGGCUGAACCAGUCAAAUGCAUUGUA